UCGUCGUAAGAGCUGUCACUGACUGGAAAACGCCAUCCACCAUGCUAGCAUCAAACCCUCACGCUGAAGUCAAUCUCCGUCGACUUCUGGCCAAGUUCGAAUCCAACUUGGCAACUUUCCAAAGUGACGGCGACUCCUCCGACAAGGGCCCGUUUGUGCUGGCCAAAUACCAAGCAAAUAUAUCGCAUCUGCACCGCCUGUUGCGCACGAUUGAGACUGACUCUGCAAGAAAAUGUCAGGAUUCAGUACUGUCCGAGUAUCGGCGUAGAGUGGAGCAGUUGGAAGAUGUAUUGGACCAAAGUCGACUGUUGUCAUCGGUGGAGAAGACUGUAUCAUCUAUACGAAAAUUAUCCUGCCUGCCUGAUUCAGACCCUGAUGCUGCGGAGCGAGUCAAAGCUGCUGAUCGUAUUCUGACAUUGCAGAGAAUGGCGGAGGAGGAUUUAAGAGCGGAGUUAUUGGAGUCAACACGUGAAGCGAGCGGGAGGGUAUCGAUUCUGGGGAAUGAGCAACAGACGCUGGAUGAGGCCAGGGAAGAGCUCCUGUCCACUCCUCAACGCGACCUUCGUAAACGAAAUCAUAAAUCGCAUAGCGCAUCUCCCGCUUCAGCUUUGGACACACCAGAAGACCUGACCUUACUCUUAGACCACGACAAAAAACUGCAAGAGCAGAUGGCGGAAGAUAUGGCCCACAUGGCUGCUCAAUUGAAGCUAAAUAGUCUGGCACUGAGGGAUGGAUUGAAGAAAGAGUCCAAGGUUUUGGACGAAGCACAUCAUCAUCUCUCGACAAACGUGUUCCGACUACAAAGAGAAGGGCUUCGACUGGGGACGCUCAAUAUCACAGCCAGAUCUACCACUUGGAUGGUGUGGCUGACGGUAUUGUUCGUGUGUAUCGCAUUUGUCUUUACCUUUGUGGUCAUGAGGCUCUUCAAACCGCGGGUAGAGAGUCCAGUUGUGGUUGCGCCAAAAGGUCCACAUGUGGGUGAGGACGAUGGGUGGUUGUGGUAGACAAGCCACGAGUGAAGGGGAUGUACAUAUGAUUUUUUCUUUAGGAUAUUAGGAUGAGUUUUAUUAGCCGUCCCGGGCAGGAUAAUUGUAGAUUGCACAGCAUUUGGUAAAUAGAACUUUUUAAAAGCUAAAAGCGGAUUAACUAAACUAUCGAAC
Spizellomyces punctatus DAOM BR117 is the source of this 1160-nucleotide messenger RNA. RefSeq lists its product as uncharacterized. Gene Ontology annotation, biological process: retrograde vesicle-mediated transport, Golgi to endoplasmic reticulum. Bases 42 to 1004 code for a protein of 320 amino acids. The record is from RefSeq and is a predicted model, not a curated record. The transcript has 7 exons. Gene Ontology annotation, cellular component: SNARE complex; endoplasmic reticulum. Gene Ontology annotation, molecular function: SNAP receptor activity. Lineage: Eukaryota; Fungi; Chytridiomycota; Chytridiomycetes; Spizellomycetales; Spizellomycetaceae.